Messenger RNA from Phlebotomus argentipes, 2646 nucleotides. Its product is annotated as serine proteinase stubble. Gene Ontology annotation, molecular function: serine-type endopeptidase activity. NCBI's taxonomy places the organism in Eukaryota, Metazoa, Arthropoda, Insecta, Diptera, Psychodidae. The transcript is spliced from 11 exons. Gene Ontology annotation, biological process: proteolysis. The record is from RefSeq and is a predicted model, not a curated record. Bases 355 to 2646 code for a protein of 763 amino acids.
UAAUGAAGAUGAUAGAAAUUCGACAGCUUGAUGCGGCGCAGAUCAAUGCACCGAAACUCGUUCUCUGGUCAUUGUUGACUCGCUUCUUAGCAUUGCUUCUUGGCCUCUUUCGCGGCGACGCUGAAGCCACCACUGCGUUCAUUACAUAAUCAUUUAUUCAACGUGCUGCUCUUAUGCACUCGGACGGCCAAACUUGUCGCCACUCGGCUCAGGAGAGACAGAGUUUCUGUGACCACCUCGCGAGGCGGUCUGGUGCGGCCUAGAUUUCUUCGGUGACCACCUUCUUGGGCUCUUCGGCGGAGAUCUUUUGUGACACUGGCAGAUAUCGAUUCAGUAGUGCGAACACCGUUGAGGAUGAGACUUCCUGUGAUCUUCGCUGUGCUGAUCAGCGUUGCCAUUGUGGCGUGUGACGAAGUGAAUGAUGCAGAAUUACCAAUUGAGACGACACUGUGCAAGCGCGAGGAUCCCAAGAGAAAUGAGUGCAUCAAGAGUGUGCUGCAGAAGAUCAUACCAGCGCUCAAAGAUGGCAUUCCGAGGCUCAACAUCACGUCCAUCGAUCCACUGCCGCUCAUCCACUCCAAGUUCCUCUAUCGCGCCUCCAGCACGCUCCUGGCCUCACUCACGGUCGUGCGUGGCAACGCGUACGGCUUCAGUGAGUCCCAAGUGAGGCGCGUGCGAUCCCAAAUCACGGAUGACGAGUGGAAGUUCAACGUGGACGUGGCCAUUCCGCGUCUGCACAUGGACGGCGAAUACAAGGGCCAGGGGAAGUUCAACGAACUCAAUCUGGGCUCUCAGGGCUACUUCAAUCUCACACUGAACCGCGUCCAGACCACGUGGAAGAUCCGUGCCAAGGCAGAGGAGCGCGAUGGCGAGCGUUACAUGAGAGUGUUCAAGUUCGAGAUGAUCCCCAAUGUGAAGUCAGUGAGGACGUUCAUUGAGAAUCUCGUGCCGGAUCCCACUCUCAAUCUCGUGGUACUGGAGUUGAUCAACGAGUACUGGAACAUUCACCACAACGAGAUCCUCCUCGAGAGUGGGCAGUUUUAUGAGCCUCUGCUCUCGCAGAUCGCCAAUGGGAUUCUGCUCAAUGUUCCCAUGCGGAAGCUUCUGCUCUGUGACACACCACCGUCCGGAUUAAGAUGCAUUUAUCACCUGACGCACACGCGUUCUGGCGCAACAGCCACGAACGCCGCGAGGAUGCCCAGGCAGAUUCCCGGAUUGCCGUCGCGAGAGACGACAGUGUGGGGCAAUGUGCUGCGCGAGGGCAGCGCCUGUCUCACAUCCCGCGGCCACUUGGGCUUCUGCACGUCCGUCAAGCACUGCUAUCCGUACUUCAAGCUGCCCAAUCUGCCGCUGUGGGAGUCCUGGGUCCUGGGCAACUACGACACGUGCACCUACUUCGACAACAAGGGAUCACCGGCCUUCGGCGUGUGCUGCACCAAUCCCAUAACCCUGCCGCCGUCCACCACACCUUCUGCCGAAGAAGAGAAGCCCGAGGCGCCCCAGCAGCCCGGCGACGAGGAUAACGCCACGGAAGCCCCUCAGAGGCCGGACCACAAACCAGACGCCAACAAGAGUCCCAGCGUGUGGCCGCCACCGAUUCCCACGCAUCCGCCAGAUCACACUCCCGCCACCCAUCCGCCAUGGGUCACAGGCGGCAUCGUCCCGAUUGCGCCCAUCGCGCCCGUCGCUCCCGUUGCGCCCGUUGCGCCAAUCGCACCCGUGAUGCCUACAAAACCCCCUGGCACCGCCACCACCUGGCCCACGCGUCCGCCCAUCUUCCAGUGGCCGCAAACCACCACCCCAGCGCCCAUUCUCCCCACGCGGCCCAGCACCACCACCACAGCCCCUCAAGUGCCCCAGAUUCCCACCUCGCCGCCGUCUGGAAUCAACACCAACUGCGGCGUGAAGAAUGGAUAUCAGGACUCGGAGAGGAUCGUGGGCGGUCACAAUGCCGAUCCCAAUGAGUGGCCCUGGAUCGCGGUGCUCUUCAACGGCGGACGGCAGUUCUGCGGCGGAUCUCUGAUCGACAAUCAGCACAUUCUCACGGCUGCUCAUUGCGUGGCUCACAUGAGCUCAUGGGAUGUCGCUCGAUUGACCGUUCAGUUGGGCGAUCACAACAUUCGAUCGACCACAGAAGUCGUACACGAGACGCGCCACGUGAAGAGAGUCGUUCGCCAUCGUGGCUUCGAUUCACGCACUUUGUACGACGAUGUCGCGCUUCUCACACUGGACACUCCAGUUCAGUUCUCCUCGGCAAUUCGGCCCAUUUGUCUGCCGGCAGCAAACGACGUGCGAUCGUACAGUGGCAAAACUGGAGUGGUGAUCGGCUGGGGUAGUCUCCGGGAGAACGGCCCUCAGCCCUCGAUUCUGCAGGAGGUGAGCAUUCCCAUCUGGAGCAAUGAGCAAUGCGCCCGGAAGUACGGCAAUGCCGCUCCGGCCGGCAUCACGCAGAACAUGCUGUGCGCCGGCCAAGACUACAGGGACUCUUGUAGCGGUGACUCCGGAGGACCACUGAUGGUCAAUGACGGCAAGUGGACUCAAGUGGGCGUCGUUUCGUGGGGAAUCGGAUGCGGCAAAGGACAAUACCCGGGCGUCUACACGCGUGUCUCCAACUUUAUGCCAUGGAUCAUGAAGAAUCUCUCCUGA